AUGCUUCCUCAUCUACAACUAAUUCUUCUCCUUUUAGCCUUCAUUUCCCAUGAACCUGUAGCCGUAGCACAAUCCCAAGUUGCACCAAUAACCAAACAUACGGACCUUGCUACACCACUCUAUAGCGUUCAGUUGAUGAUCACUUCAUGGGUAAACAGAGACAUCUUUUAUAAAAACCUCCUUAUAGACAUAGAUGCACCUUUCACAUGGUAUAACUGCACUGUGGACUGGAAUAGUUUGAUUUAUAACAGAAAUUGCCCCACGUGCCCUGCCCCAGUUUCUUGUCAGGAGUAUCAAUGCACGAAUGUCCGCACAUCUUCCACUUAUGAAAGCCCUUCAUGUCUUCCAGAAACCAACAGUUCGACUUUACCUGGUGGGGGAGACUGCACAUGCCCAGUCAAUGUGGUGAACCCAGUUAACGGGACAUGUGGUCAAGCCCUACUCAACUUUGACGAAUUCACGUUCAGGGGAAGUGAUGGGAAAAACCCUCUUCCAGAUUAUUUGGUUCGUAGCCAGCUUAACGCAGCAUGUGCUCCAAUAACUACGUUUGAGUCAUUCCCUGCAAAUGUUACUGGUGUAAUGGCUUUUUCCAAAUCUCCGUAUGCAUUUCCAGCUUAUCAAUUUCAACCUUUCACAAAAACAUUUGGUUUAUGUUUGCCUAGCUCUUUGUCUGCUCAUGGAGUUAUGUUCAGUGGGAGCGGACCGUAUUAUCUUCUUCCCAACUCAGAUGUCGAUCUUCGAAGUCUUCUCUCUUAUGUUCCAUUACUCAGUUAUCCUGAUUCUUUUGGUUAUUUUAUUGGUGUCAAAUCGGUUGUAGUUAAGGGAAGAUCUAUUGAUGUUUCAAAUAGCACCACGAAGCUUAGUACGAUUGAGCCUUACACCAUUCUUAGGACAGACAUUUACAAGCAACUGGUUCAUAUGAUAUCAAUCGCCACAAUGGGAAUCCUUCGUGUAAGGCAAGUGGCACCCUUUGGUCUUUGUUUAAAGAAUCAAAUUGGUCGUUCCCAUGUCAGUUUGCUGGUGUUGAGACUAAUUCAGAAUUUUUAUCCAUGCACGUUUUUAUUUAGCUUAGAAUAA
Messenger RNA from Lactuca sativa (garden lettuce), 1077 nucleotides. Its product is annotated as putative aspartic proteinase GIP2. Gene Ontology annotation, biological process: proteolysis. Gene Ontology annotation, molecular function: aspartic-type endopeptidase activity. The record is from RefSeq and is a predicted model, not a curated record. Lineage: Eukaryota; Viridiplantae; Streptophyta; Magnoliopsida; Asterales; Asteraceae.